AUGCCACGUCUUGGCCACAAAAAGUCUAGACUCGGCUGUAGGCAAUGCAAAGCUCGUCAUGUGAAGUGUGACGAACUCAGGCCAUGCUCAAAUUGCGCACGACAUGGCGUCCUAUGCAGCCUGGUAAAUGCUGAGUCUCAGCCAUUGGCCGGUGCGUCGUCCGGAAGCAGCAAUCUUCACAAGGGCCCAAAGCAGCCAGCGAGUGAAGCAUUUGUGAUAAGGAAUGACUCGACAACACCAUCCUCAUCUUUACAUACUGACCAUGCUCUGAAUACGCCCACCACUUCCUCUGGAGAAGGGACUUCUACAUCAGCUAUCUCGGAAGGAAGCUCACCAGCCUCCCAACCAGAUCAGUUUCCCUUCUUGUCGAGGUUUCUUCAUCGUCCUGAAGCUAUACAGUCGGACAUAUGGGUAAUGGACUUGGAACUCAUGCACCAUUGGUCGACAGAGGCACAUGAGGUGCUCUCACUGCGGGACGAUAUGCGUCACGCGUGGAGAGUGGAGACUCCAAAGCACGCUGUUGCUCACACCUUUCUCAUGCACGAGAUCCUUGCCUUUUCCGCUUUCCAUAAAGCUUUUCAGAGCCUGGACCAAGGACCCGGGUACUACACAUGUGGGAUACAUCAUCAAGACCUGGCGAUUCGAGGAGUCCGGGAAAGGUUGCACAACGUAAAGCCGCACGAAGCCACAGCGAUUUUGGCAACCUCAACCUUACUCACAUUGAGUGUGUUUGCAUCCACAGGAUUCGAAGCUGGGCAGCCUCUCGCUGAUAGCUCAAGCUCUGCGGUCGAGGAUAUCUUGAACAUAUUCAGCCUCAUGCAGGGUAUGGGCCAUGUCCUUGCAAUCGCAUAUCAGUUUGUGAUGGGCUCGUUUCUUGCUCCCAUGCUUAGUGAUUCGGAAGAAGAUACACCUGCCCAGCCUCUCCUACAAGAUCUAGGGGAGCUAUUGCCUGCUUUGACUACAUUUGUCCAGAAUAAGCAGGACCUUGAUGCUUCAGAAAGAACAACAUACCUCGAAGCAAUCGCCAGUCUAAGGGCGACUCUUGCGAUUGCAACACCUCCAAAAGUCGACAAUCGAGAAUUGCGAUUCUUGUUCAAUUGGUCACUCCGUCUGAAGCCGACAUUCUUGACGUACAUGCGGCAGCAACGACCUGGUGCGCUGGCCAUACUAAGCCACUAUGUCACAAUGUUCUUCGUUGCGGAGCCACGAUAUUGGUAUCUGCGGGGAUGGGGUGAUCGCCUCAUGAGAUCUUGCUUUAAUGGCGUGGAUGAGACUUGGACUCCUGUGAUGCAAUGGCCCAUGUCAUUCCUCAACCUGGCUGCAACAAAUGAAGCCUUUCCAACAAUGGAGCCAGCGAGAUCAAUCGAUUCGAGAUGA
Plenodomus lingam JN3 is the source of this 1377-nucleotide messenger RNA. RefSeq lists its product as uncharacterized. Gene Ontology annotation, molecular function: zinc ion binding; DNA-binding transcription activator activity, RNA polymerase II-specific. Gene Ontology annotation, biological process: regulation of transcription by RNA polymerase II. The record is from RefSeq and is a predicted model, not a curated record. Lineage: Eukaryota; Fungi; Ascomycota; Dothideomycetes; Pleosporales; Leptosphaeriaceae.